Molecule: messenger RNA, 537 nt
Organism: Trichosurus vulpecula (common brushtail)
Lineage: Eukaryota; Metazoa; Chordata; Mammalia; Diprotodontia; Phalangeridae
Product: endo-1,4-beta-xylanase C-like
Exons: 3
Coding region: 1-537 (178 amino acids)
Source: RefSeq, a predicted model, not a curated record
AUGGCUGCUACCAAGUGGCUACUGCUCCUUUUCUCAGUGGCCCUGUUGGGCCUGAGCUCUGCUCAAUACACAGGAGAGGAUGAACAAAAUUCACAAGAUCCACUAAUUGAACCACUACCAGAUGACUCCCAGCAGGGUGAUCAACAACCUGAAUCUCAAGAUGCCCCUGGAGAUGAUGAGUCAGGAGGUUCAGUCCCAUGGGGUCAACAAGGUGGCCAACAGGGAGGUCCUCAAGGUGGACAGCAGGGAGGCAGUCCAGGUGGUCAGCAGGGAGGACCUCAAGGUGGACAGCAGGGAGGCGGUCCAGGUCGUCAGCAGGGAGGACCUCAAGGUGGACAGCAGGGGGGCCGCCCAGGUCGUCAGCAGGGAGGACCUCAAGGUGGACAGCAGGGAGGACCUCAAGGUGGUCAGCAGGGAGGCCCUCAAGGUGGCCAGCGGGGAGGUCGUCAAGGUGGUCAGCAGGGAGGCCCUCAAGGUGGCCAGCGGGGAGGUCGUCAAGGUGGUCAGCAGGGAGGCCCUCAAGGUGGCCAGCAAUGA